AUGAGCAAAACUGUCCCAGGAACUUCUGCUCCAGUGGAAUUGCCUGCAACAUCUUCAGAUACGAUCCAAAAGCUGAAAGCCGAAGAAUACCGCAAAGUUCCGGUUCCCGCACACAGAUAUUCACCGCUGAAGGCUAACUGGAUGAAAAUCUACACGCCAAUCGUCGAUCACUUGAAGCUGCAAAUUCGCUUCAACCUUAGAACGCGGAACGUUGAAAUAAGGGUUAGGCCCAGUUCUCUUACAGAAGAUAUCGGCAAUCUGCAGAAGGCAGCCGAUUUCGUUAGAGCAUUUGUGCUUGGCUUCAACGUCGAUGACGCAUUGGCUUUGGUUCGACUGGACGACUUGUUCAUCGAAUCCUUCGAAAUCUGUGAUGUAAAGCCCUUAAAAGGGGAUCACUUAUCGAGGGCGAUCGGGCGAAUUGCUGGAAAAGACGGCCGAACGAAGUUCACCAUCGAAAAUGUGACCAAAACGCGUAUUGUUUUGGCAGACAGUAAAAUUCAUAUUCUGGGCUCGUAUCAGAACACUAGAAUUGCUCGCAACGCUGUGUGCAGUUUGAUCUUAGAAUUGGCGUGCGUGUACGCGGCAAUGAUUCUUUACGACGAUGACAUCGCGAUUACGGGCGAAAAAAUCGCCAGCAUCCUCAAGGCUGCUCAUGUUAAUAUCGAUCCUUAUUGGCCGGGCCUUUUUGCCAAAGCUGUUGAAGGGGACCUUAUUUUCCACCUUAGUAGUGCGACGGGAUCGGCCCCUGUUGCCACCACCACCAGUCCCGGCGGAGCAAAAGCAGAAACCGCGAAAACUGCAGCUGAAGCACCGAAGAAAGAGGAAAAGAAGGAAGAAAAGGUAGAGGAAGAGUCUGAUGAAGAUAUGGGACUUGAUCUGUUCGCUUGA
Molecule: messenger RNA, 888 nt
Organism: Soboliphyme baturini
Lineage: Eukaryota; Metazoa; Nematoda; Enoplea; Dioctophymatida; Soboliphymatidae
Source: the annotation of a GenBank genome assembly